UCUUGCCAAGAAGAGAUUACUCAGUCUUACCAAAUGAUCAGACAGGAACAGCCUAAUUUCAAUCCUGACCUCGGAGAACUCAUCCCAGUUCCUUUAUACCCCACAAAACAAGACCUAAUUCCCAAACCAAAUCAAGGCAAACAGAAAUGCUGCAAAAAAUACAGAAGAAAAGUGCUACUCACCACAAGCUUUGGAGAAUCGUUGAUUUGGAUUAAAAACGUAACCUUUGUCAUUGAUGUCGGUGUUGAAAGGAGAAAGGUGUACAAUCCUAGAAUCAGAGCAGACUCUCUUAUAACGCAGCCUAUCAGCAAAAGUCAAGCAGAGAUGCAUAAACAAAUUCUGGGCAUGUCUUCAUCAGGAAAACUCUUCUGCAUGUAUCCCGAGGAAUUUACAUACAAAGAAAUGAAACCACAUCUACCAGCCAAAAUACAGGAGUCAAACCUAACCAGCAUGGUUCUCUUCCUGAAGAGGAUGGAUAUAGCAGGCUUAGGAAACUGUGACUUCAUAAGCAGGCCAGCUCCUGAAAGCCUGAUGCAGGCUUUGGAAGAUCUCGAUUAUCUCGCAGCCCUGGAUAAUGAUGGAAACCUUUCUGAAUUUGGAAUUAUUAUGUCCGAAUUUCCCCUGGACCCACAACUGUCAAAGUCAAUUCUGGCUUCGUGUGAAUUUGAGUGUGUUGAUGAGAUGCUCACCAUUGCAGCCAUGGUAACAGCUCCUAACUGCUUCUUACCCCCACCUCCUGGGACAGAAGAGAUCGCUCUCACUUGCUGGCGAAAAUUCUCACACCCUGCAGGAGAUCACUUCAGUCUUAUCAACGUCUUCAACGCCUUCAAGGAAGCCAGCGCAAACACCACGAGCCAAUACUGCAGUAAUGAGAAAUGGUGUCGCGAUUAUUUUCUAAGCUGUUCUGCACUGAGGAUGGCAGAAAUUAUCAGAGCCGAACUAGUUGAGAUUAUGAAGCGUACUGAACUUCCCAUUUCAAAACCGGACUUUGGAUCAAAAGAAAAUACACUAAGCAUUAAGAAAUCUCUCUUAUCUGGUUACUUUAUGCACAUUGCUCGUGAUGUCGAUGGUUCAGGUAACUACUUAAUGUUAACACACAGACAAGUGGCCCAGCUUCACCCCUCCUCAUCAUAUUCUAACACCAGAAGGAUUCCUGAGUGGGUUUUAUUCCACGAGUUUAGCCUAGCAGAAGACAAUUCCAUCAGAGUCGUCUCUGAGAUAUCACCUGAUCUAUUCGUGGAGCUGGUACCUCAGUAUUACUUUAGCAAUCUUCCUCCCAGUGAAAGCAAGGAUAUUCUGCAGGAAGCGAUCAAUCACUUGUCACCUGUUUCAACCACGCAGGAGGAACAGAAAACUAACACUGACAAGAAGGAAAAUGAAACAUUUCCCCAAACUCCCACUGAACAAAGAUGUAUUAUUCAGUGA
Mesitornis unicolor (brown roatelo) is the source of this 1425-nucleotide messenger RNA. RefSeq names its product DEAH (Asp-Glu-Ala-His) box polypeptide 32 (gene DHX32). Gene Ontology annotation, molecular function: RNA binding. Lineage: Eukaryota; Metazoa; Chordata; Aves; Mesitornithiformes; Mesitornithidae. The annotation marks the transcript as partial. Gene Ontology annotation, cellular component: spliceosomal complex; intracellular anatomical structure. The record is from RefSeq and is a predicted model, not a curated record. The transcript is spliced from 9 exons.